Amphibalanus amphitrite is the source of this 1263-nucleotide messenger RNA. Its product is annotated as venom protease-like. The coding region runs from base 1 to 1116 and encodes 371 amino acids. Gene Ontology annotation, molecular function: serine-type endopeptidase activity. Gene Ontology annotation, biological process: proteolysis. The transcript has 2 exons. The record is from RefSeq and is a predicted model, not a curated record. NCBI's taxonomy places the organism in Eukaryota, Metazoa, Arthropoda, Thecostraca, Balanomorpha, Balanidae.
AUGUCUCUCUGGUGGAAUUACCUAGCCCUGCUCGCCUUCGCAGCCAGCAUCCUCGGGGCAUUGACGUUCCCGCAGCACGACGGGUGGUGUCCCCAGCGCGAUCAGCAGUGCAUCAGCAUCCUCAGUUGCCCGCAGUUCCAAACGAGAGCCGACGUGAUGUGGCUACAGCCGCGGCCCUGCGGGUUCUCCGGCACCACAGCACUGGUGUGCUGUUCGGUGGCCCGCGCCGGCCCGCUCACUGGCACGCGCUCGCCGCUGCCGACCUCCUGCGGACGCACCAGAGUCCAGGAGUUCUUCUUCCGUUCACACAGUGCUCCUACCACGAUUCUUACUCCGAGCAUGUCGGAGUUCGGAGGAGACGGCGCAGGUGCGUUCGCCGUUGGCGGGGAAAACGCCCAGCUCGGCAAGUGGCCGUGGAUGGUGCUGUUCGGCCGGUGGAAGGACGACGGCCUGGGCAACUGGUUCUGCGGCGGCACCCUCAUCACCGACCGGCACGUGCUCACGGCCGCCCACUGCCUGCGACCGGAGGAGGCCGGCAUCAUCGGCACCCACAUCGGCGACAACGACCUUAACCUCCAGUUUGAGGUGGAGCAUCAGGUGCGGAACGUCUCCAGGAUCGUGCGCCAUCCGCAGUACCUGGGAUCACAGAACGACCUCGCCGUGGUCCGGCUGGCGACUCCUGUGGAGCUGACGGAGCACGUAUCGCCCAUCUGUCUACCACCAGCCGGCGUCGAGCACAUCGGACAAGACGUCGAGAUGGCCGGCUGGGGUCUGCUCGAGUUCGGCGGGAGCGCCCCGAAUGUUCUGCAGGAGGUGGCCCUGCGCGUGGCCGACCCAUCCGUCUGUGAGACCGCCUACCGGCGCGUGCCGCAGUUCGAGUCGCGCUUCCCGGGCGGCUUCCAGGGCACCAAGGUGUGCGCCGAGAGCCGGGACGGCGAGCCGCGCGACGCGUGCCGCGGCGACUCGGGCGGCCCGCUGAUGGUGCGUCUGGCGGACGACACCUACCAGCUGGUGGGGGUGGUCUCCACGGGCGUCGGCUGCGGCAACCCCGAGUUCCCCGGACUUUACACCAAGGUGUCGUCCUAUAUCGACUGGAUCGUCAGCCAGCUCAUCUGAAGGGCACUAGGGCGGCAGGUGGGACAAUUUAUAUACGCAUAUGCAGUAAGCUGACUCAGUCUUGUUCCUUUUUUCAUGAACGUACAGCUCAAUGGACGUGCAUUGUGAUUAGGUAACGCUGGAGCUAUAGGCAUUUUAUUGACUAGA